Adineta steineri is the source of this 255-nucleotide messenger RNA. The record is from the annotation of a GenBank genome assembly. NCBI's taxonomy places the organism in Eukaryota, Metazoa, Rotifera, Eurotatoria, Adinetida, Adinetidae.
AUGGGUGAUUAUCCUAAAGCACUUUCUUAUUAUGAGAAAGAUCUUGAAAUCAGUCGACAAUCACUUCCUCCCAAUCAUCCUGAUUUGGCUUCUUCCUACAACAAUAUUGGUUUAGUGUAUGAAAAUAUGGGUAAUUACUCAAAAGCCCGUACAUAUUAUGAACGUGCUAUACAAAUUGGAGAACAAUCAUUACCUUCAAACCAUCCAACUCUGCAGCAACGAAGAAAGAACCUUGAACGUGUGAAAAACAAAUAA